AUGAUCGGAGAGUCUACCAGCAAGAAUCCAAGAAUCAGCCACAUGUCCAUUUCCAACGGAGAUAUCUGCAGCGACUUCGGAAGCAGCCCCGUUUACACCGUCCAAGUCCCUCCAACGCCGGAUAACAAUCCGGGUCCGCUUCAUAUCGUUCUCCAAGACAUGGACUCCAGUUCUUCUUACAAAGACGAAGACCUGGAUCAAACCGAACUGAGAAACAGUAAAGAAGAGGAUGCCUUGCUCUACAAGAUAUCUCAGCCCUUAACCCGUGUCGUCAAAAUCUCUCCGAUCAUCAUCGCUCUGUAUCGGAUUUUAAUAUUUGUCCGAAUCGUAGCUCUCUGUCUGUUUCUCUUUUGGAGAGCCAGAAACCCAAAUGAGAAAGCAAUCUGGUUAUGGGGUCUCUCUGUAAUAUGCGAAAUUUGGUUUGCUUUCUCUUGGUUAAUCGACCAAAUCCCUAGGCUUUAUCCGGUUAACCACGCAACCGAUACCGAAGCCUUGAAGGCGAGAUUCGAAACACAAAACCGGAAUAACCCAACCGGGAAAUCAGAUCUUCCUGGAAUCGAUGUGUUUGUUUCAACUGCUGAUGCAGAGAAGGAGCCUCCAUUGGUUACAGCCAACACAAUCCUUUCGAUAUUAUCCGUUGAUUAUCCUGUUGAGAAGCUUUCUUGCUACCUCUCCGAUGAUGGGGGGUCGCUUCUAACUUUUGAAGCAAUGGCUGAAGCAGCUAGCUUUGCGAAAAUAUGGGUACCUUUUUGCAGGAAACAUAAGAUCGAGCCGAGGAAUCCGGAAAGUUACUUUGGUUUGAAGAAAGAUCCUUACAAGGGUAAGGUGAGGCAUGAUUUUGUUAGAGAGCGAAGGUAUGUGAAACGUGGUUACGAAGAGUUUAAGGUUCGGGUUAACGCCUUGUCUCAUUCGAUUAGAAGGAGAUCAGAUGCAUUUAAUAGCAAAGAAGAGAUCAAAGCUUUGGAGAAAUGGAAGAACUGGAAAGUGAAAGUUGAGGAGGACCAAGUCAAGGAACCAAGGCCUGCUAUAGUAGCUCCUAAAGCUACUUGGAUGAGUGACGGCACGCAUUGGCCUGGCACUUGGACUGUUCCUUGUCAAAACCAUUCGAGAGGUGACCAUGCUAGUAUUAUACAGGUGUUGCUUGAUCCUCCUGAAGAUGAACCGGUUGAUGAGAUAGGUGGGGAGGGGCGUGCGCUGGAUUUUGAAGGAGUAGACAUUCGUUUACCAAUGUUUGUUUACGUUAGCCGAGAGAAACGGCCUGGUUAUGAACAUAACAAGAAGGCAGGAGCUAUGAACGCUUUGGUCCGAGCCUCAGCCAUAAUGUCUAAUGGACCGUUCAUCUUGAACUUAGACUGUGACCACUACGUCUACAACUCCAUAGCCUUUAGAGAUGGGAUCUGUUUCAUGAUGGACCAAGAUGGCGACCGCGUUUGCUAUGUUCAGUUUCCACAGAGGUUCGAAGGUAUAGAUCCCUCCGACCGCUAUGCUAACAAAAACACUGUCUUCUUCGACAUUAACCUGCGGGCUCUCGAUGGGAUUCAAGGUCCAAUGUAUGUCGGGACAGGAUGUUUGUUCCGAAGAACUGCUCUUUACGGUUUCGACCCGCCUCUGGCUCCUGUGGAAACAGAACCGUCUGGUUGCUGCUGUUUCCCGCAGCAAAAGAAACGCAAACCUGCAACCGUAGCUUCUGAACCAGGGAAUGACGUUGAGGGGUUGGAUGGGUUGGAUGUCAAUCUGAUUGGGAAGAAAUUCGGUAGCUCGAAUAUGCUAGUGGAAUCGGUAAAGGUUGCAGAGUUCCAAGGUAAGCCAUUAGCCAUAGAGGGACACUCGAGCAUACGUGGACGUCCUCCUGGCUCCUUGACCUACGGCCGCGAACCACUGUACCCCGCGGCCGUGAGCGAGGCGGUUAACGUGAUCUCAUGCUGGUACGAGGACAAGACUGAGUGGGGAAUCAGCGUGGGGUGGGUCUACGGAUCUGUUACCGAAGACGUGGUGACUGGUUUCAGAAUGCAUGAGAAAGGAUGGAGAUCCUUUUAUUGCGUAACUGAACCUGACGCGUUCCGUGGUUCCGCGCCUAUAAAUUUAACCGAUCGGCUCCAUCAAGUUCUCCGUUGGGCUACAGGAUCAGUCGAGAUCUUCUUCUCCCGAAACAACGCCAUUUUAGCUGGUCGGAAACUCAAGUUCCUCCAGAGAAUCUCUUACCUCAACGUCGGAAUCUACCCUUUCACCAGCAUCUUCAUUUUAACAUACUGCUUCCUCCCUCCAUUGUCUCUCUUCUCGGGCCAGUUCGUGGUUGAUAGCCUUGAGCCAGCGUUCCUUGUGUACCUUCUUACCAUCUCAUUGUCUCUGUGUGGGUUAGCUGUUCUUGAAGUCAAGUGGUCAGGGAUCUCUUUAGAAGAAUGGUGGAGAAACGAGCAGUUCUGGUUAAUAGGUGGCACCAGCGCUCAUUUAGUCGCUGUUCUUCAAGGUAUCCUCAAAGUCAUAGCUGGAAUCGAAAUCUCAUUCACGUUGACUUCUAAGUCUUCAGGAGAUGAUGAAGACGACGAGUUCGCUGAUCUUUAUCUGUUUAAAUGGACGUCUUUGAUGAUUCUUCCGUUAACGAUCAUAAUCUUGAACAUCGUGGCGAUUCUUUUCGCCUUUUGUCGGACCGUUUUCAGUGAUAAUCCACAGUGGAGCAAUCUAGUUGGUGGGACAUUCUUCGCCGUUUGGGUUUUGGUUCAUAUGUAUCCGUUUGCCAAAGGAUUGAUGGGAAGAAGAGGAAGAACUCCGACAAUUGUUUAUGUUUGGUCGGGACUUAUCGCUAUUUGCAUCUCUCUUCUCUACGUCACCAUUAAGAACUCGGAGCUUAAUGGAGGAUCAUUUCAGUUGACUUAA
Molecule: messenger RNA, 2874 nt
Organism: Eruca vesicaria subsp. sativa (arugula)
Lineage: Eukaryota; Viridiplantae; Streptophyta; Magnoliopsida; Brassicales; Brassicaceae
Source: the annotation of a GenBank genome assembly